AUGGAAGGAUGCCUUGCCUACCCCUAUCAAAACCAGCAACUUCUCACGCUGUACUGGGGCCUGGCCUGUGUCUAUAGAGGAAAGCAGACCGAAGCUCCCAGGCUGCCCCGCCGCCGCCCCCUGUGGGAGGGCAGCGAUAAGCUGGCCCAGGCCUCUCGGCACGUAGCCCGGAGCUGGCAGCAGUGGCCCCUGCGAAGGGGUGGCCAGGGCCAGGGCCGAGGCCGGGGCCGCAGAGACAGGCCCUGCAGCUCCCCCCCGGGCCCGCCCCACGAACAGCUUGUGCUGGAACCGAUCCUGCCGGCUAAGCCUAGCCGGCUGAGCUGGUGCGGCCCCGCCGCCUCCCCACCAUGGGCGGGAGUGGCUGGGCCGAGAGAUGCGGGGGCGCCGUGGCCUAGGCCAGGGAGGCAGAGUAGACCCGCAGCCCCCGGGCUCGCCCCGCGAGAAGCCCAUGAUGGAGCAGAUGGGUGCAUGAGAGAAGACAGUCACCCGUGGGAGCCCACCCAGUAUGGAGUGGGCUCCUGCAGGAGAUCUGUGGCCCGUGGAGAGAGGAGCCCAGGCUGGAGCAGGUUACUCCCAGAUGACCGUGACCGAUGCAAACACCAGAUAAUGGCUUCCUCAGCUGGAACUCCUCCAUCUUGGCAGAGCCAUGGCUGCUCGCUGAUGUUCCCCCACAGGGAGGGACCUCUCUAUUUGCAGGAUGUUGGUAAAGCUGUUAGAAGCACCACAUGCACCUUGUUUGAACUCAUCAGAAAUAGUUUUUCUGUUGACGUGGGCAGUGAGUAUAGAUUAGAUUACCCUCUAGAUUGUUCCAGUGGUUUCUGGGGCUCCGGCUAA
Molecule: messenger RNA, 834 nt
Organism: Corapipo altera (White-ruffed manakin)
Lineage: Eukaryota; Metazoa; Chordata; Aves; Passeriformes; Pipridae
Exons: 3
Coding region: 1-834 (277 amino acids)
Source: RefSeq, a predicted model, not a curated record